Molecule: messenger RNA, 1879 nt
Organism: Tachysurus fulvidraco (yellow catfish)
Lineage: Eukaryota; Metazoa; Chordata; Actinopteri; Siluriformes; Bagridae
Exons: 6
Coding region: 214-795 (193 amino acids)
Source: RefSeq, a predicted model, not a curated record
CUCUCUCUCUCGCUUCCUCAAUAACGCACACACUCACGCCCCCUCACAUUUACGCAAGCCAGUGUGACGUGACGCGCGUAGCACAGAGUGAUCGUUUCAUGACUUAACGCUGUUUUCUGUACACGUUUGGAUCUGAAUGAGAAGCAUUUGGGCGCAUUAGGGCUGUGCGGAACGCUGCUUAAUUCGUGCUUUAAAGGGAAGCGCUCCGGCAGGAUGCAGAAAGAGCGCAGACGUGGGAAGCAGUACGGCUCUGUGGAGACGGCGGAGCCGCCUGAAGACGCGCGCAGAACAGAUGAAGAUGGCAUUGUGUCAAUGGCGGACUCCACCAUUACUGUGGAUGACAUCGAGGGCGAGCUGUUUAAAAUCGAGAGGAUACGAGAUGUGCUGGUGCGGAGAGAAUCUGAGCUGAGAUACAUGAUGGAUGAUAUUCAGCUAUGUAAAGAGAUCACAAGGCUUAAAAAAGAGUUGCAGAAAUUGGUAUCGAUCCCAGAUAAAGAUAAGUCUAGUGAAGACCGGCAGCGUGAGGAGGAGCUUUUGCAGCAGAUCCAUAAGCUGGUGGAGACUCGGGACUUUAUGGUGGAUGAUGUGGAGUUUGAGAGACUGAGGGAGCAAGAGGAGGACAAAGAGAUGGCCGAGUUCCUACGGGCAAAAUUUCCUGCGAGCGCUACAAAAAAAAGUUCUACUCAAAAGAGAAGAAUGACCUCUAGAGCCCAACAGAACUCCUCUCCAAAAGUGACCAAGGCUGGCCUUACCCUGCUUAAAGAAUGCUGCGGUUUUACCUGCUCUGUCAUGUAGAGUAAGAGAUGAUGUGAGCUACAGUACUACAAGAAUAAGAGAAGUGUGAUUAAAAAAGUCUAAUAAUCUAUGGGGAGAGAAGAUAAAACCCGUAGGCAAGAGGCUAUUUAUAUAAAGGUAUAUUUUAUGAGGUACUGAGGACGUGUCUCAUUAUUGAUGUGCAAAUUGUGGAAGUUAUUUUGGAAAUCAACAUUGUGAUAAAGAAAAUGCAAUGUGAUGCAAGUGAAUUGAUUGUAAUUAUGCAGCAGAGUGUGUCUGUCUUUCAGCUGUUAAGAAGUCUAAAAGGGUCAAUUUAAACCCUUUGGUAAUCAGUAGUUUAAAUUAACAGUAUUUUCCCUUCUUGUCUAUCCUUGUGAAAUUGAAGAAAAAAGGAAGCUAACUGAGUUGCAUCAGUUAUAUAUUACACUAUAUUACUUUUGUCAGUAUGUGUCUGUUGUCUAUGCGAUGUUCUGCCACUGAAUUCAGCUAUAUUUAACCUAAGCUUGAACCAUUGACAUGUGCCAGUGAGAGAAUGGGGGGGGGGGGGAUAAGAAUGAGUAACAAGAAAGAGAUUACAUUACAAACUAGGCAAACAGAAUCAAAAAGAAUGGAUGCAUGGAGUAGAAACUUCUGAGAUCAGAAUCAAGAAACACGGUCAAAAGGGAUCUGAAUGUAUCUGUGUGCUAUAAAGUGUUACGUGACUGAAGUUUAGUUUGAAUGCUUCAAAGUUUUUUCUGAUUUUAAGCUAAAGUACUGAAUUUUGCUAAAAACCAAUCUGUUAUUUAUUAUUUAUUCUAAUAGGCUGCAGAAUCUAUAUUUUAAAUGAAAUGUUCUGUACAGGCAUAAAAAGUUGCUCAAUUAAUAUAUCAAUCCCCUGCUUAUGUAUUUCUACCUAUUUCCGUGGCUUUUUUUUAAAGUGUAUGCUCUCUUUUAGCUGCAACAUCUUUAACUGUGUUAAAUACUGAAUAUAAAGGGAGCAACUACUGUUUGUUUUAUAUCAAGAGAAGAUUUGCCUGAUUUUAUCUGUAAAUAAUUGUAAAGUUUGAUGCUUUUGGUGGUCAUGUGUCAAUUGUCAGUAAAAGUUUUCAGUGAAAAUGAACAUUAA